This is a messenger RNA of Thermothelomyces thermophilus ATCC 42464, 2803 nucleotides long. RefSeq lists its product as uncharacterized. Gene Ontology annotation, cellular component: peroxisome; mitochondrion. Gene Ontology annotation, biological process: carnitine metabolic process. NCBI's taxonomy places the organism in Eukaryota, Fungi, Ascomycota, Sordariomycetes, Sordariales, Chaetomiaceae. The record is from RefSeq and is a predicted model, not a curated record. Gene Ontology annotation, molecular function: carnitine O-acetyltransferase activity. The transcript has 3 exons. Bases 579 to 2414 code for a protein of 611 amino acids.
CUCGGGCCAAAGGGCUCCCAUCGUCGGCCAGACCUUCCCGGCAUCCCACGCUGCGGCAACCCAGAGCGCGCUUUCUCCGACGUGGUCUCCAUUAGUGUGCACAGCACAGUUUCCGCAUACCCAAGCAGCUGCCGAUGCGUUGCGACGGCCUCGGACCUGAAAUUUUAGAAAGUACCUAGGCUCGCACACGGAGAACGUGUGCCGCAAAGGACCGAAUCCUGCACUGCCAAUCUCCCGCGGCUCUCUGGCAAGAAGCGACCCCACCACCCCCGGACUUGUGUCAAUAGAUUCCAGGUGUCUUGCCAGUCUUGCUCCUGAGGGAGGGAGAGAGAGAGAGAGAGAGAGAGAGAGAAAGAGUUGUCUGAGAGCCCGAAGCCAACCUCGUCUGCGAGCUAUCUUCUCGUUUCGUCUCCUUCCUUUCCACUCCCUACACUCCCUAAAGCUCGUGCUUUUCCAGCGUCGCGCUCGACGAUAAGACAGAAGUUGGGAUGUUGGCCGCGAUUGCAAGGACAGAGGCUCGGUCUCCUGCUCUUCGAAACCUGUCCAAACACACGGCUACGCCUCUGAGAUUCACAGCCAUGGCUCCUGCGAACAAACGGAAUAGCAGCUCCCUCCCAGCGGGGUAUGUCGAGGACAAAUCCAAGGGACUCAUGCUGCGCUUCCAGGACUCGCUGCCCCGCCUUCCCGUCCCGACGCUGGAGGAGACCGCCGCGCGCUAUCUCAAGACCCUCAAGCCCCUCCUCACGCCUCCUGAGCUCGAGAACAGCUACAAGGCGGUGCAGGAGUUCAUCGCCCCCAACGGCCCCGGCCGCAAGCUGCAGGAGAAGCUGAUCGCCCGGCGCGAGGAUCCCAAGAUCAAGAACUGGCUCUACGAGUGGUGGAACGAUGCGGCCUACCUCAGCUAUCGCGACCCCGUCGUCCCCUACGUCAGCUACUUCUACUCGCACCGCGACGACCGGAGGCGGCGCGACCCUGCCAAGCGCGCUGCCGCCCUCACGACGGCCGCCCUCGAGUUCAAGAAGCAGGUCGACACCGGCACCCUUGAGCCCGAGUACAUGAAGAAGCUGCCCAUCUGCAUGGACAGUUACAAGUGGAUGUUCAACGCCAGCCGCGUCCCCGCGAAGCCCGCCGACUACCCGGUCAAGUUCGACCCCGCCCAGAACAAGCACAUUCUGGUGAUCCGCAAGAACCAGUUCUUCAAGGUCGCUCACGAGGUGGACGGCAAGCAGCUCAACACCUCGGAGCUCGAGCAGGCCUUCCGCCGCGUGUACGAGCUCGCCGGCGAGCGCGCCCCGGCCGUUGGCGCCCUGACCUCGGAGAACCGCGACGUGUGGACGGACGCGCGGGCCAUCCUCCUCGCGGCCGACCCUGCCAACUCCAAGGCGAUCGAGGCGAUCGAGUCGGCCUCCUUCGUCGUCUGCCUGGACGACGCCAAGCCGGUGACGCUCGAGGAGCGCGCGCACGCCUACUGGCACGGCGACGGCCAGAACCGGUGGUACGACAAGCCGCUGCAGUUCAUCGUCAACGACAACGGAACCUCGGGCUUCAUGGGCGAGCACAGCAUGAUGGACGGUACGCCUACGCACCGGCUCAACGACUACGUCAAUGACGUUAUAUUCAACAACAAGCUCGACUUCUCCGACCCGACUGUCCGCUCCAACCUCCCCGAGCCCCAGCCGAUCCGGUUCGUCGUCACCAAGGAGGUCCAGGCCGAGAUCGACCGCGCCGUGCGCGACUUCAACGCCGUCAUCGGCCAGCACCAGCUCGCCGUGCAGGCAUACCAGGGCUACGGCAAGGGCCUGAUCAAGAAGUUUAAGUGCUCUCCGGACGCCUACGUACAGAUGAUCAUCCAGCUCGCCUACUUCAAGAUGUACGGCAAGAACCGGCCGACAUACGAGUCGGCGGCCACCCGCCGCUUCCAGCAGGGCCGCACCGAGACGUGCCGCUCCGUGUCGGAGGAGAGCGUGGCGUGGUGUCGCGCCAUGGCGGACGAGACGGUCGACAACGCCACCCGCGUCGCCCUCUUCCGCAAGGCCAUCGACGCCCACCUCGAGUACAUCAGCGCCGCCUCGGACGGCAAGGGCGUCGACCGCCACCUCUUCGGCCUUAAGCGCCUGCUCGAGCCCGGCCAGGAGGUCCCCGCCCUCUACAAGGACCCCGCCUACGCCUACUCGUCCUCUUGGUACCUCUCGACCAGCCAGCUGAGCUCCGAGUACUUCAACGGCUACGGGUGGAGCCAGGUCAUUGACGACGGCUUUGGAAUCGCCUACAUGAUUAACGAGAACAGCCUCAACUUCAACGUUGUUUCCAAGGGCCUCGGCAGCGACAAGAUGAGCUUCUACCUCAACGAGGCCGCCAACGAUAUGCGCGACAUGCUGAUGCCCACGCUCGAGGCUCCCAAGGCCAAGAUCUGAGAACCUUGUUUUGUGGAUCGAAACAAGGACUGGUGGCGUGGGAGAGCGUGUUUGGAUAUCCGUUAAGGACACGGCAGGGCAAGGGAGCGGCGGGAGAUGUGUGGGUGGGUUGUUGUUCAUCGUGUUAGCGAACCAUGUGAUGAGUUGUCUGGGAGCAUGUCAUGCAUUUUAGAACCGGGAGUAGCUGUCUGGCAUCAUAGACCCGACGCCAUGUAGCGCUCUCUUCUCUCUAGCAGCAUAUCAUUGUACAAAAUAACGCAGCUGACAGGCUUUGGCCGACCUCUUAACCUUCCUUGGAUGAUGCUUGUAUCAGGGUUUGGUUGACGCCCCACAAUUGUUAGCAGAAGAGGUGCUAUAACUCUGUAUACAAGACGUAUCCUGUAACUGAU